Stylophora pistillata is the source of this 2919-nucleotide messenger RNA. Its product is annotated as exonuclease 3'-5' domain-containing protein 2-like. The record is from RefSeq and is a predicted model, not a curated record. Gene Ontology annotation, cellular component: nucleus; cytoplasm. Lineage: Eukaryota; Metazoa; Cnidaria; Anthozoa; Scleractinia; Pocilloporidae. Gene Ontology annotation, biological process: nucleobase-containing compound metabolic process. Gene Ontology annotation, molecular function: 3'-5' exonuclease activity; nucleic acid binding.
GCCGUGUGCUCCACUAUAUUACAAAGUGGCAUACUAUGUACUUUCUGCGCUUUUUAGCUGGUAAAAGAGCUUUUUAUUCUGAAGUUUUCCUUUCCAUAAGGCAGAUGGAGUCAUCCAAGUCGAGGAAGACUACUACCACUUCGUUAAGGUCUCUUUCUAACGAUGGUAAACGUAAGAUUGAUUAUGGGAAACCCAAAUCUGAAAGAGGUCGGGAAGUCAGUCCGUCACGCCUUUAUUCUGUUAUUGGAACAGUAGGUUUAUCACUCCUGAUGUUUAUGAGAUGGUUCCUUGGCAUUGUCCUCAUCGGUCCAGUGCAACAAGUGAAUAGAACGUUUGAUCGUAAUCAACAGUCGAAAAAUUCCGCCUCCAACCAAGAGUCGAAACCUAAGUGUGUGCGCGCUUUUAUACUCGAUGAUGUGGCGUCAUGUGACAAACUUUUGCAAUCCUACAGAUCACAGUAUCCUCUUAAAUUGAAUUUUCUUGGAAUAGAUUGCGAGUGGGUAAACAAGAAAGACCAAAUAAACUCUCCGGUUGCAUUAUUACAGAUUGCAACACCUUUGUCUGAUUGCUUUCUUGUUCGCUUGUGUAAAAUGAAUGGGCAAAUGCCUGAAACUGUGAGAGAGAUUCUAGAAGAUAAAAGCAUCCUUAAAUUUGGUGUUGGAAUAAUGGAUGAUGUCAAGAGACUGUCUGGGAUGUGUGGUGUCAAUGUGUCUGGCUGUAUAGAUCUGAGGCACGUGGUUCACAGAUGCCAUGAGGGGAGCCAUGUCCAAUCUAGAAAUCAUAAGAUGAGCUUGGAUGCCUUAGCCAAGAGAGUUCUUGGUGUGACCAUGGACAAGUAAUGGAGAAUUCGCUGUGGUAACUGGGAAGCAGAUGAGCUUGAAAGAAGGCAGAUUGAGUAUGCAAUGAAUGAUGCCAUGGUUGCAAGUCAUAUUUUUCUGAGACUAGUAAAAUCAAAAUUGGAUGAAAGAAAAAUGGUGAGAUCUGUAUUCACACCAGCUGGGGAAUCUGUUAAUGUUAUAAAGAGUUUAAGCACAUAUUUUGGAGCUGUGUUGCCUGAAGAGAGCAUCAGCAUGGUUGGUAAUCAGGAAACUAAUUCAGGAAUGCACUGCAGUAAUUCUAGAAUGUGUGAUCAUGAUGAACAGAAGCUGGAAGAAUACAACAAUGGUUUUAUUUUUGAUACACAGGAGCUUGAUGUUUUUAACUUUACAGCAGAUCUAAGCAAGUUGGAGUCAGAACAUGAUGAAGACAAAGGAUAUCUUCAUCAAGAAGAAGUCCUCUCUCUUCUACAGGAUUCAUUCUUUUGUCAAAGAGCAAGUUCACUCUGUCAAGGAGUUACAGAUGUAUCAUUUAGGAAUGUAAAAAUAAGUACUGCAGCAAAGGAUAAAAGCAAAAGGAAAGAAGGAGUGACAGAAAUGUGUGACAGGAAACCUUACAAACGAGGCACUAUUAGAAAAUCUCCUCUUUACAUGAACUGUAUGCUUGCUGCUCCGGAUGGAUCAAGGUUGUGUACUUUGGAUCGUAAGAAGGCAGACUGGUACAUUGAAAAGGGAUUUGGCAAGCUGACAAACUUUGACCCUUACACAGUCCAGCUCAACUUUGAACCCUCAGGGAGGCCUGGGUCAGGGGAUUCUUAUUACCUCAAUUUCAAAGACAACAUAUGUGUUGUGUGUGGAAGUGAUAAGAGUUACAUGAGGAAAAACAUUGUUCCUCACGACUACCGCAGACACUUUCCAUUGGUCAUGAAGGAUCAUCAUUCACAUGAUGUGUUACUUAUGUGCCCGGAAUGCCAUCGUCUGUCCAAUUUUCAUGAUGACAAGUUGAGGAAAGAACUGGAGAGGAACUACAAUGCUCCUUUGGGAAAUGCAAGUGUGGCCCGCCUCUUUGAAGAUCCUGAUCUAAAGAAAGUCAACUCAGCUGCAAAAGCUUUGAAUCAUAAUGCACAUCAAUUGCCUUUAGCUAGGCAUCAACAACUCACUGGCAUUGUCCAAGAACACUUUAAUGUGUCUACCUUGACACCCGAAAUAAUUCAAGAAGCUGCGACGAUGGAAACUCGGAAAGAGAAUUCUAAUUACAUGUCGCAUGGACAAGAAGUCGUGAAAAAGAUCCGGGAGGAGGGCAAAUUGCUCGAGUUUGAAAAAAUGUGGAGACAGCACUUUCUGGACACGAUGCGCCCGCGUCAUCUGCCACCUUUGUGGUCAGUUGACCAUCGUCAUGACAGUUUAAAGGAAAGAAUUGAGGAUUUAAAUGACGGUUAAUGAAAAUAUCAGUUGUACUUCCACCAAAAAAGAAAAUAGUUAAAGAACCGUCAAUUACGAUAAUUUUUUUACUGAAAGAGCUGUUUUUACGGAACGCGCAAGGUUGCCGUGGCAACUGGUAGCUGGCGGCUGAUAAUUUUAUGUGACCCUUAACUGAUAAAGUUUGUUCGCAUUUCGGAACAAAGAAUGUCUGCGGACAAAUAUCCGUGUAUACUUUAGCGACAAAUGGAGGGGUUUUUUUUAUUUAUCACGUGACCGUACCUGCAAAUCACUCCCAAAUCAAAAUUUUGUAAUUGAAUGAAUCUAGACUUUUCCAAAUCUCUCUUGUUGGCGAUACAUUUAUUCACUUUCUCGUUUGUCAUCGUAACAUCCUGUCUUGCCUGGUAGUAACCCUUGUUCUCAUUAACCGUUUACUUUUGUUUAUUUUUGUCGUCGCUGGAGAUGAAGCUGAACUAAAUAAAUUGAAAAGGGUUUUGUUAACUUAAAUUUCAUCGAAGUAAAGAGCUAGAAAAGCUGCAUAAACUUUCAUAUAUUUUUAGCUACGAGGCCGGCCAGUUCACAGAAGAUGACAAGGUUCGAAAGGGUCUACAGGAUUCAUGAUGCCUUUUUAACAUUCGUAUUGAUUAAAAGAAAAGUUGCAUUAAAGUCAGUUCUGAGACUGUCU